AUGGACUCCUACGGUCGACAUCGUUCGCCUGCCUGGGAUUGCGCGGUAUGCAUGCACGAGGAGGGACGUCGCUCCAAUGCAGGUCACUUUGCACUUUUUGCUGACGUCCUCCGCGACUCGGAGAAUCGGCGGAAGUAUAGCACCUUGGACGAACGCGCCGCGACUGAUCGAGAACGAUCCAACAGUGACCUGCUUCAUCACAGAGUACGCCAGGCCGAUCAGAUAUACGCCCCUCUCAGCGACUCCCAGUAUCGGGUCCUUGGAAUACUGCCUGGCAGCUUCGACGGUCCAUUACGAAGCCAGCUCUACACCCGCGAGUGCAGUGAUCUUGCCCCAUUCCAGCACAAUGCUUCCUUCGACGCCUUGUCAUACUGCUGGGGCCAGCCAGUAUUUACCGAAUCGAUUGAGUGCGAUGGAGUGGUCUAUCCCAUCACAGCAAACCUCGACAGCGCUCUUCGGCACAUCCGCAGCGAGCACACGACAAAGUUACUAUGGGUGGACUAUCUCUGCAUAAACCAAACAGAUCUCAAAGAGCGCUCUCAGCAGAUUCGGAACAUGGGCUUGAUCUUUGGAUCCGCUCGCACGGUCGUCGCAUGGCUUGGAGACGCUGCGGAGAAUACUGAAGCGGCUGUCGUCUGCCUCUCACGAGUUGAAAAGAGGUCAAUAGAGUGGGAUCGCACGUGUGAGAAGCACAAGAACGUGGUAAAGAGCGGGCUCGGCGAAAUGCUGGGUCGUCCGUGGUUUCGACGGCUCUGGAUCAAGCAGGAGGCCGUUGCUGCUGGCAAAGAUCAUCUCAGAUUUGUUUGUGGCCCAUGGCAGCUCUCUCGGUCAGCGCUCGCUCACGCCGCUGCUGGAUAUGCAUCUUCGAAGCGAGUCAGGCGAGCACGUCACUACCCUGUCAUGCAUAACAACGAUUCGUUCUUGCCCAACCCAUUCGACAACAUGCCAGAUUUCAACAGGCAUACUUUAGCCAGUGCGAUGCACGUCGCUGCUGGCAGUGAGUGUGGCGACCCGCGUGAUCGCAUAUACGGGCUCUUGGGCAUGGUGCAAUUCCCAGCGGCCAAAUCCACAAAAGCGAGUUUUCCUGACGAAGCAAACCUUGUCGUGGAUUACACUCGAUCGCCUCUCCAGAUCAUGCAAGACGCUAUGGAAUACUCGAUCAAGGAGCAAGGAGGCUUGCGCAUCUUUUCCGUGUUAUGGGCUGGAACUGCCAACAAAGGUGUUGGUGUUGUCUUCGGCGGGAGCAUUGGUGAUGCUGCCCUGCCUAGUUGGUGUCCGAAUUUGGCCCUUAGUUGGGUCUGCCGACCCACAGCUAACGCUGGCUAUAGACGUCAGUGGGCGCAUUUGUCUCUUCAGACGACAAUAGAGCAGCCGGGCAUCUUGAACAUACAAGGGGUCAUCAUCGGCGGCGUGCAAGGCGAUCAAGACCACCCUCACCGAUUGUUUCUACGCAGCUGGUUCGGUAUUGCAUUAGCGAAGGGGAUUCAAGAGGCCAUGGUAUCACCUCCGUGGGGUGCACCGAUAUCUAGCGUCGAAACAGUGCCGUUGGAGCCCAAGACAGGCGAUUGGGACGUCCAUCAAUGGCUGCACGACCACGAUCCUUCACCAAGGACCCUCGACAUCAACGAUCGCCUGGUUCUUGUAGAGGGCAGCGCGGCAUUGUUUGUCCUUCGUCCGGUGGACCAUGCUAAACUGGUCACCAGUUUCGUGGGGUUGACAUACCUCACGGAGCCCACUAACGUCGAACAAGCCGAAGGCCUGGAACCCUCGCUGCGACUGCUUCUGCAUCAAGCGGAAGAGGCUGGCGAGCUCAAGCAUUUCAAGGUGGUAUGA
This is a messenger RNA of Saxophila tyrrhenica, 1833 nucleotides long. RefSeq lists its product as uncharacterized. The coding region runs from base 1 to 1833 and encodes 610 amino acids. NCBI's taxonomy places the organism in Eukaryota, Fungi, Ascomycota, Dothideomycetes, Mycosphaerellales, Extremaceae. The transcript has a single exon. The record is from RefSeq and is a predicted model, not a curated record.